AUGACUGAAGGUAAGGUUUCUUCUUCAGAUGCUUUUUCUCCGCGAUCAAAGAAGGCUUCCGCGGCCGAAGAUACACUUCAAAACGGAGACAUGGAUGGAGCAGGCGACAUUAGAACGUUCGAAUUUGAUGAGUGCUCGGGAGAUUUUGGAGUCGUCCUUGAAAAUAAAGAUCCUUGCAGCCCAAGCCGUGCAAGAACUGCUUUGGGAAAUAUACGAAUCGCUGAUUUAUUGCCGGAUAGUAGAGCAAAACGGGAUGGAAUGUUGGAAGUUGGAGAUAGAGUAAUGGAAAUAAAUGGACGCGAUCUAUCUAAAGCAAGCCUGGAGCGAGCAAGGUAAAACUCGUAAUGUUCAUCAAAGUUUAUAAAAAAACCGCAACAGGUACUUUUUUCAGGUAAGGAAGCGUAAAUGAAUUAACACCGUCAUAGUCUGGCCUGUUUACAAAGCUGUAUUCAAAAGUUUGUAUCAUCUAUAACCAUUUCUCCCUUGGGUGUACUAUUAGAAUCUGAAAUCAGCGAUUUAGGGCCAUUGCGCUUUAUCAGAAUGCAAUCUUGCGAAUUGUCCGACAUUAAAUCAUUUAUUCACUGAACUUAAACGCCAGAAUAUCAGUACCAAUGGUGGUGUAGAGGAUGAUUGUCUGUUGUUUUGAAAUAGGGAUCGUUUUAGCGCCAUUUAUUUGUGUUGUAUUGGCUUGCAUUGUGUGACCUCUUUGUUUACGUUUUUUAUCGCAAACCGAGUAAGGUGUUUCUGUCUCGGCAUACUUUUCUCGGCAUUUGCGUUCAACGCGUGAUAAGAACUAGACUACAAAGAAGGCUAUUAAUUAAUAAUUUCUUUUCUCCUUUCAAAUUCAGCCUUUAAAUAGUAAUUUCCAUAAGAGAAAUCACUGAAAUAGUGUCGCUAAAAUUAGAAAAGAUGAUUUUGUUGUGUAUUUCAUUUGCUAUUCACAAACAAUAUUUUUAAACGUCUCGGUUUUGAGAUAAGCUGAUAUUUGAAUUAUAAACGCGUAUUUAAUAUUAAUUUGAGUGAUUUGUUUCAGGUGGUACUUAGGAAGUGCAUUGAGGAGUGGAAAAUUAAAAAUGAAAGUUCUCCGUGGUCCUGCUGGGAGAAACAUUACACCUGUAAAGAAUGGUGUUGUUCCAAGACUUGAAAACAUUUCUGAGAGUUCUGGAUCUGUAAGUUAAAUGUAACAAAUUUUUAUUUUGACAUUCUCAAGUUUGACCCUACUAUCAAUAGGGUAGAAGAGUAAUUUUGUUUCAUUACUGUUAUAAAGGUCUGUUUUUAAAAAAAUUAUCUAAAGAUUGAUUUGAGGUUGAAAUACAACAGUCAACUUCAAUAAGAUUUUAAUUCCUUCUUUUCUACUGUGAAAUUUUUAAAAUUCUUUUGCAGAUCAAGAGCAGAAAAAUAAUUUACCAUUUAUCACCUGCAAUUAACAGAUUGGUGAAAGUGCUUGAUCUUAGAUAUUCAAAACAGAGAAUUUUAAAUAUUUUAAUCAGUCAAUUUUGAGAUGUGUUCUUCCUUCCAGCUUUAUACUAUUCCUAACUUUAGAUUUGAUAAAAGUAAUAACUGUUGAACAAGUAGUCUGAUUGUGCUUGUGGAAGAGGUGCUUAGAGGGAUUGUUGUUAGCAAUAGUGACUGAUGUUUUGACCUUAUUACCCACUAUAAUAGAGGCCUUUUUCUUGUUUACACUCGCCUGGACAAGCAGACUACACCAUCAACUGUUACCCCUGGGUCUAGAACAUUUAUUGGGAAAGUGCUAGCCUCAAACGUGUACUGUCAGUAAUAAGUGUCCCUAUGUUAUUGCUUACCCUGACUGAAAGCAGGAAUUAAUGUAACCUGUAACAGACUAGUGUCUCUUCAAGGGGUAAUUUUUUUUGGAUAUAGUCAUACUUAAGUCAAUAAAAAUGAGAUAUUGGCUCAUCAAGUGAGAAUGUGGAUAUUGCAGGCUAGUGAAGCCCAGUACUAUAUACAGAAUUUAACUUUCACUUAUUGUAACUUGUUACUACACUCACUUUGUAAUUGGUGCACAUGCAGGAAAAUAAUUGAUAUUCUGAGCAAUAACAAUAUUAGUAAAUUAAACAACAUCCUGUCAUUAAUAACUUAUUGCACCAAAUAAUUUAUGAAGUUAAAGCAAAGACAUAUUUUGCUGCCUAAAGUAUGGUAUACACUGUAUGCAGAUAUUUAAAGACUUCAAUAAAAUUACUGAAAAAUUGGGUACAUCCACAAACCUAAAACUAUUUCAUAUUUCCUUUAUCAUGUCUGAAAGUGAUAUGAAAUUUUUAUGUAAAACAACAAACGUUUUUAUUUUAGAUAAUUUAUUAUAUUGUUUUCAUGCCAUGCAUUUUUGACAAUUCUGUAAGAGUGUUGUAUACUUGAUAUUUUAUUUCAGAAAAAUAGAGUAAAGAAGAUACAUAUUUUAAAGGAUAGCCACGGACUUGGAGUACAAAUAUUGAUGAAACUCAACCAUGAAACAGGAGAGAAGGGUGUCUUUGUGUCUGAUGUGAGCCCUGGUGGAGCUGCAGCAAGGUACAGUAUUUCACUUGUAUUGAUUAAUGUAACUGUCAGUAGAGGUUUACAGUUUAAACCAAGUGUGGCAUGAGAUUCCAAAAGUUAAUUGACUUUUUAAACUUUUAUAGUAAUUCAAAUUUUACAUUCAUUUGUGCAUGAUUUUUAGGUUUGACACUAAGAGAGUACAAUUUUUCUAUAAUUUAUCAGAUUAACAAAAAAAUCAACCUUUUUUUUACAGAGAAACCUUCAAUUGACAUGUUGAUAUCAAAAUUAAGCAUGGUAACUGUUAGUUGAGCUUGUUUUGGAAAAUGAUGGGGUAAAUUUACCAUCCAGUAAUUAAAGAUUUACAGGAAUUCAGAGUUUUAAAUUUGAUUUCAGCAACUUCAUUUUUCAAAGAAUUGAUUGCAAAGUAUUCAAACCUGACCUUGACUUAGUUCAAGCACAAAGUUAAGACGUCAUUGUUUCAUGAUGAUGUACUCAAUAUUUUUAUAUUAAUCAGAAAAUACUUAGUUGCAUGUAAAUCAGUGUUAUGUAGUAUAAAUAAACAGUCUUGGAUUCUUGCAGAUGCAAUAUUUCAAAUUUCGAAUCAAGAUAACAAAUCAGUGACAGCCAAGACAAAAAACUAAAUAGACUAAGAACUAAAUAUCUUAAAACUAAAUGUCUAAAAACCAAAUUCAAUAGUGCAUGCGCUUACAACCCAAUAAUUUAGGUAAGAAUGGAGGCCAGAUUUAAAGCAGUUUAACCCUAAAAAAUUAACCCUCUGAUAUUUAUCAUUUGUAUUAUAUUUCUUUCCACAAAUGUAAAUUUAAGUAAACAACAGGGGUAGAAGUUGAGAUUUACACAUUGCAUUACAUACAAAUGAUAACUACCCGAGCUGCAUUUGAGUCAUACAAAUAGUUAAAAUUAUAUAUUAUUGUAAAGUAAGGAAAAUAGAUGCCUUAUUUUAUAGAUGUUAUAUAUAGUUAUAGAUAGUAGUUUGUAUUUUCCUUUUUUCCUUUUUUUCAAGAUGAACUACUAUCAUUCUUAAAUAGGUCUGGAUAGAAGUAGAUAUGUAAUGACUUUAAGAAAAUUAACGACACUUUUAUGAUAACAAAAAACAUAUUUCAACAGUUCUUCUGUCAUUUUCAGUUUGGAAUAAUACAAAGUACAAAUUAAGUUGAAUUUAAAGUGUGUAACAAAAUGCUGAUUGGACAAAACAAACAACAGAAACAGAACAAUAUGUGCAUUACAAGGAAAAUUUUAAGUUAACAUGAUAAAGUUGGUGAAUUGAAUGGGAGAAAUCUGCUUUUAAUCACCAAAUUUUAAUCUUUUAAGUGUCAUCAAUUUUCUUAAAGUCAUUCUUAAUAGAGAAAAACAAAAAUCAACCUAGUUUUAAAUAAUUCCAAGAGGAAUUGUUUUUUAAAUCCACAACAUUAAUCUGAGUAAAUGAUCAACUUUAAUGAUAUUACUAAAAAAGAAAGUUUAAUUUUAACUGAAAAUUGAUUUCUUUGUAUAUAGGGAUGGUCGCCUUAAAGAGGGUGAUGAGCUGUUAUGGAUCAAUGGCCACAGCUUAAUAGGAGUAACACAACAGGAGGCUGUUGACUUACUAAGAGCAUCACCAAAGCUGAUUCAACUAGUCAUUUCAACUCAGGUAACAAACAACAUUCUCAGGAAAAGUUCCUUGGCAGAGAGACUCUGUAUUAAGUAUGAUGUAAUCUGAAUGCUGCAAACCAUUAUCACAAGUGCUAAAGUUUUAUUUCUAUUUUCUCAAAGGUAAGGGGGUCUACUUUGGAGAAGAAGGCAAUGGCGUCAAGAUUGAAAAAAAGUUCUUUGGAUAAUUUAUCAGAUAGAGCUGGAAUGCAGGGUUCAAAAAGCCUUCCUCAAGCAAAAUCUGCAGAAAGUUUAGUGCAGAAAGGAAGAAAAAUGUCCUCUGAUCACAUGGGAAAGAAAAUCAAGGAAGCAGAUAAAAAGUUUGAAAAAGGGACCACAAAGUCACAAGAUAAAGUUUUGCAACAAUCAAUGGAAAGUAGUCCUUCAAAAAUAGUAGAAAAUUUAAAUCCACAGAAAGAUAAUCAAAUUGAAGAAACAGACUUACAGGAUAAGUCACAUAAUGAAGGAAAUCAUGCUCUGUUAAACGGAAAUGAACAAGAGCUGAUUAAUGGCAGACACUGGUCUUCCUCAUCGGAUGGUUCUAAUGGACAAGAAAAGUCAGACACAAAGGAUGUCUUACUUUCAAAAGGAGAAGAAAGUUUAGAAAGUGAGCCAGUUACUUUAGAGGAUAAACCACUCUCCAAGGGGUCUUCAACAAAAUCUUUACUAGGAAAGCUACCAUCUCUAUCCCCUCCAAUUAUAGAUGCCUCAAAAAAGAGAAAUUCAUCAAACCUUUUCUUGAAUAAUUCACCUCCUAAAGAAAAACCUACAAAAAGCAGAAUGUGCCUAGAACCUGGUCAAAUUUCACCUUCCCUGCCAAGACCUCAGUCUCCAGGAGGUAUGGGAAUUGCUUUCUCUGCACGAUAUCUGGGGGAUCCCCCUGCUAAUGUAAUGACUAAAGCUAUGCCCACACCCCGAAAUUUUGUGGGUAGUAAUGAUCGGGACUCGCCGCAAGCAAAGAAAAAGGGGAGUAAUGAGACCUCACCAAGAAGAACCAGUAAAACCAUGAAAGAGGAAGUUGUUACCAUUGUUCUGGUAAAGGGAAUGAAUGGAAAAGGUCUUGGGUUCACUAUUGUUGGAGGAAAAGGCUCACCUCAUGGUGAUAUGGCUGUGCAUGUACGGAAUAUUCUCCCUGGUGGAGCAGCAGAAGCUGAUGGAAGGAUGAGAAAAGGUAACUUGUUAUUCAUUCUCAAAGAGGAAUUUUUAGAAAAUUGGAUUUUAAAGUAAUUUUCAAAUUCUCACCCCAACAACUUUGGAAGGUUAUUCAAAUACUGUUACAGUAUAAUUUUGUUUUUUAUUUCACCCUUUAACUCCCAUGAGUGACCAAGACAGAAUUUCUCCUUACAAUAUCAAUACAAUAUCAACCAGAUAAGUGAUGAGAAUAAAGAAAAUAUAUCAAUUUGGAGAUAAUUAGUUGAUCCAAUACUAAAUUCUCCAAACUAAAAUUAUAAGAAUUGUUUUGCUGACAGUAAGGAAAAUUACAAAUUUGAUCUGGGAGUUAAAGAGUUCAAUUAAUAAUCUGCCUACCAAAUUAAUCUUUUUUGUUUAUUGCUAUCAAAUCAAAGGUGAUGAGGUGUUAUCAGUCAAUGAAACAUCUUUUGAAGGGUUCACUCAUCAACAAGCCCUGGACACCUUUAAGGUAAAGAAUGAAAUAGAGUUUAAAUCUUUCAGAGGUCAAAACAGGCAAGUUUUGACCCUUUCACUCCUAGAGGUGACCAAAACAGAAUUCUUUCGAUAUCACUACAUUUUCAAGCAGAAAGGUGACCAGACAAAGAAAAACUGUCAACUAGUGGAUACUGUUUGAUUUGAUAUCAGAUUUUUUUAGCUAAGGUUUUGAGAAAUGUUUUCUCGACAGUGUGGAAAUUGAGAUUGAGCCCUUUGGAGUGAACAGCUUAAGAGGUUACUCUCAAAUGCUUGAACUCAUCUGUGAUUAUUUUGGGUUGUAUAACCAGUGUAAGUUGAUAGAAUUCUCAGAAUACAGGAGAGAUUUGAUAAAAAAUUAAAAGAUUAUAACAUGAUUACUUAAUUUGUCCCAUACCCAGUAAUUAUAGCAACACAAAAAGUAGAUUUAAGCUAGUUCAUCACGUUGUGUUAAUGAAGGUAAUUACAAAUAACAAAAUGAUUUUUUUUCUGUUAAUCAAUAGCUUAAAAGUUGAUAUUAUAUCGUUCUGUUUGAGAGAGAUGAUUUAUCUGACUUUAGGAAAGGUUGAGAGAAUUUUUUGUUAAUUUUAGCUGACAAAAUACUACCUUUUUGUCUAUUUAAAGACAAAUCAAGAAUUAUUUUUGCUAAACACUUGCUAGAAUUGUUUCUGAUAAAUGUUUAAACUUCAAACAUUGUUAUGAGUUUCUGAAGAUUACUUUUAUUAUUGAAUUGAAUUCACUAAUAAAAUUAAGUGUUUAUCAAAUAUUUCACUUAUUUAAAAAUGUUAGGCCAAGUUUGUUAUUUUCCAAAUUUAUCAGCCCAAAGUUGACAUGAUAUUGGAAAAAAUAAAUUUAAACUAUCUGUUCUUCAUAGCCAAAAGUAAGUUUGAAAAUCAGCAAGAAGCAACUUUAUUUUACUACAAUUGGAAAACUUUAUAUUGAUGAAAAGUAACCUUAUCAUCCCCCCAAAAAGUACUGAUUUGUUCAAAUUCUCUUAUCUCUGAAUCCAAGUUAAUCAUUUUCACAUGUAAUGUAAACUCAAGUAAGUAUUGCUUACUCACAAAUUUGAUUUGAUAUAUCUUCUUAUGUUUGGGGAUAAAUUUACAUGAAAAUUGCUGGCUAUUGUUCACAAUUCCAACAAAAUAAAGUCAUUUGUUUGUUCCUGGAGAAAAAUAAAUUCUCCAUGGCUUAAUUGAAUCCAUUACUACAAUAGGUAAUGUGUGAAAUUGUCUCUUUAAUUAAAAUAGAAAGUUAAAAAAAUAACUGUGAAAAUCUGGGGAUUUGAGCACAGCUAAAAUAUUUGACAAAUCACUUAUUCUUUAUGUUCAAUGACACAAGACAUCUUUCUGAUUGUGGGCUUUCAAAUGCUUCUAUUUAUGAUUAAAUAUUAAACAGUACAAUGUUCACCUGCCCCUGGGUUAUUGAUCAAGUGCUUUAUCAAAGCAAACAAAAGAAUAUUGCUAACACAGAUUGAACACAGAGGAAAACUUAAUCAAUUCAUUCAGGGUCACAGUUCAAAAUCCUCACUGUUGAGAAUUUGUGUCAAAAAUAUACCAUUUUUUGCAACUUUGUUCUAACUUUCAAUUGGCAAUUCAAGUUCAAAUUGUAGGAGAAUAAAAUAGUUCCUAUUUUAAGCUUCUCAAUCUGUUGAGCUAUCCAUUACUAAAGUUUACUCACCAGGUGAAAGUUAUACAAUAUUCUCUGUAGCACUAAAUAGUAUCCUUGGUCUGUAGAAUCUUCGCAGAGGAAUUGUAACUUUGAAAGUUCGGAGAAACAGUCCUGGAGCUCCAACUGUAUCAACAUUUACAACACCCAGAAAUUCGCCAGGAAGAUCUCGUCGAAACAGCAGAGAUGUGACAGCAGAGUCAACCAGCUCCAGCAAUUCAUCGUCUCCAACAAUGUUUCGAAAGCUGCGUCAGAAACGAAGCCAGAAAGACAAGAUCAAUGAAAUUGUUCUUUAUAAAGGUGUGUACGAAUUUUUGUUUUUGUCUGCAUAUCCUUUAGUACUUGUGAAUUUACAGUUUUGUUGAAGAUAACUUGUGAUUUGUGAUCCAAGCUUCCACAAAAUAAUUGUGUUAUUGUGUUUUAAUUCCUCAACACUUUCAACAAGAAUAACUUAUUCUUUAGACCUUUAAUUAUUAUUUUAAAAAACAUCUAUAAAUUAGUUCCAAAAUUAUACACAUUUAAGUUUCAUUCCAUGGUUGAUAAUUUCUCUGAAGGAUAUUAGUCUAAAUGCUCUGUGAGAGAUUUAAAUUUAGUAAUUAUAGGUUAGCCACAGAUUGUUUGUUGUAUCAGAAAUAAUCAUUGAAAUGAUUAUGAAAGAACAAAAUUUUAUGUCCAGUUCUAAAAUUUUUGACUGAUAAUUGGUUCAUAAAUAUUUUGUUGGAAAAUAUUCUGUUAAAGGGGUAAUUGAUAGAUAUAUUUUUCUCAGUUUAUGAUAAUUAUAUUAUUCAAGAGCAAGGUCAAACUUCACGGGGCAUUAUCUAAGCAUGUAAGACAAUGAUUUAUUAUGAGCACACACAAAAAAAUUGUCACUUUUGAAAUCACCUCACUAGAGAUUAUCAUUAGUACCUAUCACUAAGCUUGUUUUCUUGGUCUGUACUUUGAGUUACAGAGCAAGUGUUCCCACUUGGAUUUAUGGCCCAAGCCCGAUGCACAUGGGUUAUAAAUCAGGGAGAAAAAGGCAAAUUUCUGUACUUUACAGUAUUUCUGAAUUUAGAGGGCUUUACAGUGAAAUGCAGCCCACUAAAUUGACCAAUCAUAAUGCACAUACAAACUGAAAGAUAUACUUAGAAUUAUAUUAUUAGGCAAUCAAGACUAAAGAAUUUGCUGAAUAAAGUUUGAUUCAGAUGUAGAGGACAUUCCCCUGUAUUUCAUUUUUGUUCAUGAAGUAAACUUGUUCUGCCCUACAAUUAUCAGAAGAACAUAGGCCAUACUACUUUGAAGUAGCGCCCAAUAAUAAUGAGGCAUGUAAUGCCCUUAGAACCAAAUUCAUUUAUUUGUUCAGAGGCUUGUGAAUCAGUUGAUCUUAUUUGGGCUUACAGAACCUGGAAGCAGCCUGGGAAUUGGUCUGGGAGAACAACAUCCAUCAACUCAGAUACCUGGAAUCUUUGUUCAAUGCAUUAUUCAAGGAACACCGGCAGAUAAUGAUGGGAGAUUGAGGUGAAUUGUCUAUUUGUUUUAACUGAACCCUCCAUUGACAUCAGCAGAAGGUCAGCUACUUAAAUCAGGCAAAACAAUAAAAUAUUUGUCUUGAUCUGUGACAAAUCUCAACCUUUUGCUGGUUACUGUUUUUUUUUCCUAUGGCUGGCUGAAAAUAACUUUGGAAAAAACCGUAACAUAACACCUUAAUUGGGUAUUUCCUGAUGGUGUUAACUUAUAAUUAUUACAGUGCUCACAAUUUGAAGUUUCCUCAAUUCUUUUUUAUUUUCAUUUACAGAAAAGGUGAUCAACUCCUUGAAGUUAAUGACAAGAAACUAGAAGGACUGUCAGUUGAAAAUAUAUACAACAUUCUGGAUAAAACUCCUCCAGGAAAAGUAUAUUUUAAAGUUGUGCAGAACAAUGCAUCUGACAAGUUACCUCUACAACUUAACGAUGAACUCACUAAGCUUCAAAGUGAGCGUCAGUUCCUGGAUAAAAAGAUGUCAGGGAAAUCAAAGAGUUCAGGAACUGCGUCAACACUCUCUGGUGCAUCCGAAAGCUCUGAGUCUUGUGGUGAGUGGUUUGAACCCUUUCACACCUAGAGUGACCAGCAUCAUAUUUCUCCUUAUAAUAUCAACCCUGAAUCAAACAUUAAGGUCAUGAGAAUAAAGGAAAUGAUCACCAACUAAGCAGCUUUUGCCUGUAAAGCUUGUUCACCUUGUCAGGACCCUGGGAAAUGUAUAGAGAACUGUAUGGAGAAUUUGCAUACUAAUGUUCUAGGGUGUGGAGGCUUUAAUCAGCGGAUGGUUUAUUAUUAGGCAAUUUAAGCCCUGAUCAACUGUUAGCUACAGAUGUACAAUAGUGCACUUUGCAUUUGAGUGUUGGAGAACCAAAGACAAGGUAAUCACAACUCAUAAAGAACGAAAAUACAUAAGGAGGCAGUGCAAACUCAAGGUGAAAACAAGUAAACUGCUGAAGGACAACAGUACCUAAAAUACUGUGAUCUAACCUCUGUAGAAUGUCUACUUAUAAAGGUUAUCCACGUUUUUGAACAUUAGAGUUACUACUAAGUCUUGCCAAUAAUCACAGAUGUGCAUGAGGCAUGCAUCAGAAGAUGGUACUCCUUUUGGAUGAGAACAUUUGUAACUAAUGGUCCAGCACAUGUUUUUCAUAUCCUGCUUAUCUGUAGGUUAUUCCCUUAAUUUACUUUUUCUUUGCAUUUCAUUUGUUUUUUACAUCUCAGACAAUUUUGCAAGUCUUUCCUCAUCUUGUGAUCUCCUCAUUCCACACUCUGUCGAACAAAACAAGAAAAAGAAGGUAAAUGUUUAAUGAAUGGUGAUUGUCUCUCUGAACCCUUAUUAUUGUCACUAAUUAGUAAAUUAUGACGUCUGUCUUAUAAGUUAUUGUUUCUCUUUACAGGGACCAAAAUACUUUACAAUAUAGUACUAUACAAAGCCUGAAAGGAAACAUGAACAUUUAGUAUUGAAACCUAGUUUUCCAGUUUAAUAUUUCUGUUCCAUUUUCCUAUCAGUCUCAAACAGUUCAAGAGUCAGACGACGAUGUUUUCACUCAUGAACCUGGUAAGACUUAUUUUGAAGGCACCUGAAGUAUUCAUCUUAAAAAAAUAAUUAACUUAGACAAACAUCUGUUGAAAUAAAGAUAAGUCACAUUUGAGGUUAUAACCUCUUCUUGGGAUAGGACCAGUAGCAUUUGUAACCAGAGAACAAAAUGGUGAAAGAAGGGAUAAUCAAAUUGAGUGCCAAGUGUGAUCACUGGUAUCACAACUGUUGUUCCCUGCAUUCCCUUUGCAUCUUCCCUCUUGUCUUCCCUUUAUAUGCCAACUAAACAGGUCAUAAGACCAGUUGCAAAAUAAUUUAUUUGUUUAUUAUUAAUGAUAUGAACUUUUUUCUGACCAUGUCGUGUUCAAUUAUUUAUUAUCACAGAUUCUGCCGAAUUUCUGGAAGACAUUUACACAAUUAUAAAGCAACCUACUGGUAAGCCAAGUCCUCAGAUAAACUUCGAAUAGAGAGGCUCAUCAAAACUUCCCAAGGAGAAUCUCAACUCACCGCUGUGGUUUUUUUCUUGGUAGGUGGACUGGGCAUGGGUGUCACAGUCGACAAGUCUCGUGGGAACACCAUAGCUGAGGGCGUGUCAAUUAAAAGUGUAACCGAAGGAGGAUCUGCUGCUUUGGCAAGAGGCUCUAGGGGAGUGGGGCUAAAACUCGGUAAGUAUGAUUCUUUUCAAUGAUUUCAUUGUCCAAAUUCCAAAAAUUACAAACUUAGAGAACUAUCUUCAGUAAACUACACGGCAUGAAAUUUUGUGCCCGUUAGUUUAAGAGCAGAUUUCUCUGGUACGUAGAAUUGAUACACCAAGGCUUCUACUUUUGGUAGGAUGUGUCCCUUGUAAAGAGGACUUGAACACAGACUAAAAUGAAAUUAUCUUCGGUUAGAUCAAUAUUUGUGACUCCUGAAUGGAAAAGGUCCCCAGGAUAAAAAUAGCCCUUGAAUAUAGUUGUCAUAAAGAGACCUUGAAAUGGAAAAGGAAAGAAAGCUUCCAACAUAACUUUAAGAUAAAGACUUGUAAGACAGUCCGAAACAGAUCCUAUACGUAAUUUGGUUUUAUCAACUGAAUUGAAAAUGUUAAUUAUCCACCGUAAAGGGUGUCUAAAGCUGACGUUUCGAGCGUGAGUAGAAAAGUUUACUGAUAAUAAGAUUUUUUAAGCAGGAGAUCAAAUUAUCGCAGUCAAUGGCACCCACCUCAGAGGAAUGGACCAAGAAGAUGUGAUCAAGAUCUUCAGAGAUCUACCAAGUUCAACACAAAUGAAAAUUAGAAGGUCCAAGAUGACUCUCCAGGGAAUGGACUCUAAUCAAAGAGCAAACAAGAGUAAUGAGCCAUCAGACAAAACUGUCCCACAAGACCUUACGCCUCUUCCCAAACCUCCGGAUAGUAAGCGAAGGUCGAGCCGGAGGGGUAAAGUUAAACCUGGGACACAGGAAGAAAGGUCACCGUCAUCUGACAAAACUGAUGAAGUACCAUUCUCCGGGCGUGUUCAGGCGAAACAGGAAAGCGAUACCCCACGUAAAGAACAUAUUGCAGAGAAAAAAGACCAUAAUGGAAUUAAAGAUGUAAGAAGCUCUGACGAACAGGAGAGAAGUAAGGAGAACGAAGAAGAAGAAGCACGAAGUACCAAAAAAUUACCGUUUAAAGAACAGAUUAGACCAGUCGCAGAUGUCAUCAGCACAAGCAAAUACUUGACAAAUAAGAAUUCAGAGAAAGUUAAGGACCAAUUGGGGGACAAUCUGAUAAUUCCGUCUGGCUACAGGAAAGUGGAAAUAAAGAUAAAGAAGGAAGUUAACUCCACACUUGGUCUUUCUUUGGUCCCAAGCUAUGGGAACCUUAAAGGAUAUUUCCAGGUAAUAGCAGUGAAACUGUUAUCAGUGUACAUGAUUGUUAAUGAUUUCGGAAGACAGGUGAUACUUACCAUGCUUCGUACUCUCACUGCCCAUAUUCAAUCAAAAAAACUGUGCGUGUGCAGCUUAACCGCUGUUUUAAGCCUUUAGCACUAACUAUUUUCUCUGUGAAUCCUGUUUUAUGUCCCGUACAUGUCCAUGGCUUUAAAAGAAAGUAGCAUCAAAUACGUAUGAUUUUGUUAGCUAAUGGCUUCGAAUUCGAGUUUUACAGCUAUAAAAAUGUAGAAGAAUUAAGGAAUCCAGAGCAAAGUGUUUCACGAAAAUAGUUAGCCUCCCAGUUAGAUCAGUGUUUUCCCCGCGAGUAAAGGUUGGUAUUUAAGGUAUGUUGUGGCCUUUUUCCAGAUUCGUAGACUACAAUCUGGUAUGGUGUGUGCUCAAGAUGGACAGCUACAAACUGGCGAUAAACUUGUUUCAGUAAAUGGCGUGUCCUUGAAGGGUGUCACUCACUCGAUGGCAUUGCAGUUGCUCAAGAAGCCAACCGAACUCGUCACGUUUGUGAUAUUACGGGAAGGAGAAGAUCCUCAGGAGAGAGUUUCAAGUCCUGUUAGUGAAUGGAAGUCCGAUUUAUCAUCUGGUCAAAAUUAUACUUUGGCUCAAGACAGCGGAAUACACGGUGAGCUAUCAUCGUCGUCGAGGAGAGAAGAGGCCAAAACGUUGCCCUGCGCGGAAAAAGCUGUAUCUCCUAGCAAGUCUCAGUGGAGCAGGGAAUUGAAAAAAUUAGAAAGUCGAGAUGAACCUCAUUCAAGAAGUAAUGAAGAUAGAAAUAUUGAAGAGGACAUACCAGAACUGCCUUCUUCACCGCCACCCCCGCCAUUACUGGAUGCAGACGAUCUUUUAGAGAACGAUCUGUCUAUUGCUCUUCCAUCGUUUUCUCCCCCUCCUCCACCAGUUCCACCACCAGUUGACGAUGUCUUGUCUUUAUCACCCAUUCCCGUUGUUUCUCCUCCGCCUGUUCUUAGUCCAAGAAUGAAGGAAUUCCUGGAGCAAGACCCCUUCAGGGCUGAUCGCCAUGAAAGCAACAACAUACAAGACGACGAGAUCUCACCAGAAUCCAGUAUUAGUCUUAACCAAGCUUGUUCCCGUGGUAAUAAAACGGGUACGGGUUGGGAUUUUCAGUCUUUGCUUGAUGCUUGCAACGAUUUGAAUACUAACAAAAACGAUGAUGAGUUUAUAUCUGGACAAACUACCAGCACAGAAGCUACGUCGUUGUCAGGAAAUUGCAAACCUGGUUUACCAUCAGAGACUAUGAAAACAAAGGACACUUUUUCAGAGAAAUUGUUGGAGACGAGUACAGGAUCUCCUGCAGAGGAAAGUGGCCACGAACAACAAAACCUGGAUUUGGAAAAACUUUCAGCUAAACCUAAAUUUGGAGUCGAUAAAGGUCUUCUUUCCCCGGUUAAAGGCCCCAAUACGAAGAAAAUGACAACGCCAUCUAUCAUUAAACGCAAAAUAGACGUUGAUGUGAAACCAGUUGCUGGUAGAAGAGAUGAGAAUGUUCCAUUUGCUAUUAUCUAUCAGAAGAAGUUUAGAAACCUUGGCUUUAAAGUGGACCUAACAGAGGAGGGGAAAGUCAUUGUGUCAGAUGUUUCAUCAUUUGGCCUAGUGGGAAAAGAUGGGAAUAUCAGGUAAGAAUAAUGAGAAACCGAAGAAGGACUGUUUAUCAUAAUUUGUUUUGUUUCAGAUGGCGUACUGUUUGCUGCUUGCUUUUCUCUGCUUACUUAAGACGUUUUUUUUUGCAGCAGGAACAAAGCAAAUUAAGAUAAAUCCCUUUACUUGCUUGCGAUAGGUGAAUAUGGUUUGUGAAUGCUCAAGGUAGAAAUAGAUAGUUUUAGGAUAUCGAUAAAUCACUGUACUGCGGAAAUUCACCCCUGCAUUAUAUCAUAUACUAGCACGUGUAGGUUACGAAAGCAUCUUGUCUGCUUUUCAUUUCAGGGUUGGAGAUUUUCUUUUGUCCAUUAACGAGACCCCCCUAGAAGGAAUGGCCUUUGAAGAUGUCCAAAAUAUGAUCAAGAACUGCCCAAGGGGAGAUGUGAGAAUUGUGGCCCAAGCCGGACCUAAACCACCGAAGCCGACAGAAUUACUUGAGGAGACAGUCUCAUCUCAGAAGGAAAAGGGUGAACUUGACGAGAUACCUGACAAAAUGAGCUCAGCAGACCGAGAAUCUGUACCAGAUGUUUUGUCAAGUGUGGCAGCCUACACACCUUGGGUGGACAUCUCUAGUGAGCUUAUCUCCCUGAAAACAUCAAAAACUUUUAGUGGACCAGUUUCAAACUUACCUACAACAAAUCAUAUACCAGAUACUGAAGAAAGUGUUACUUCUAUAACUCUGUCCCAAGAGCUAACUGAUGAGUUAAUUGCAACAGAAGGUUGCGAAGGCAGUGAACUGGAAGGAACUGAAUUUGAUGAUCUUCCUCCAUCUAGCCCUCCUCCACCAUUACCGACAGAUGACGCAGAAGAAGAAGAAGAUUAUUCAGGUGAAGUACCUGAACUGUUAACGGAAGACAUUGUAGAAAACGUAUCUUUGAACCCACCAGCCAAUUUUGAAGACUUUGUUGACGAAAAUCUUGAAUCUGCGUUAUCUUUCGACUCUGAAGUGGAGGAAGCAAACACAGUAGCACCACAGCCUCCGCAGCUAUUCAGUCAAGAUGCACAAUCACCCCCCUCAUAUCCUGUUCAGAAGAAGGAGUAUUUUAAUGGCAAUUCCGAUUUACCAUCCGAUUCACAAGAAAAGCAGAAACAGCUUACUGAGAACUUAAAACAACAGGCACCCAAGAAACCUCCUAGAUUGUUUGGAGAUAAUAUAGGAAACGAAAGCAUUCAUAAAGAAGAACCCUUGGAGCUCAUGAACAAUUCUUUUGUGCAAGAUGCAGCUGCUUUGGAGUCCCUGUCGUGGAAUGGACAGGAUAAAAGUCCAAUCAAGCCACCAAGUUUGUUUGAUGACGAGCUUGAAAGUCUCCCAAGCUUACCUAGUGGUCCUCCACCUCCUAAACCAAGAAGACAAGUUAUCAGUCAGGACACAGUUUCCUCGACUUCUUCGUCGCCACUUCUUUCUUGUUGGUUUGAUCGGGAAUCAUCAAGUCAUUUACCAAAUCUUGAAAGCACGAAUCUUAUGGCAGAAUCUGGAUUAUCUUCCCCCUCUCAUGAACAUACUUCCAUAUUUGGUAUACCAGAUGCUUUUAGUGACGCGCCUAUUCAGCUACUGGAUGAUUUAGAUGAUGACAUGUCGAGUCUUCCUCCUGCACCUCCACCACCUCGCUCUCAAGUCAACAUGUCAUCUAGCUGGUCUGUUGAAUCUGAUAAAUCGGUCCCGUCGUCAGGUGGAGAGGCACAACUUACACACAUCACCAGUCCUCUACCACACCCUGUCAAACCAGAACGAAAGAAUUCCAAGAAAAGGACAUUAUCCUUGCCAAUCAGAUCAAAAAGAGGAAGCAAAACAUCGGAGCAAUCUGGUUCCUCUGGCAAAGGCGAUGAACUCCACGAAUCACCAGCUUACCCAAGUCAGGUGGAUUUUGUUGCUCCUAUAACUGCAAGCGAUGAUAAUCAAGCCCAUUCAUUGACGCAUGAUGAGCCACCCGAAGAUGACAUGGAAAGCUUACCCCCAGCCCCUCCUCCACCGAGGAUUUCACCUCUCACAAUGGAAAGUUUGGAAAGUUUUGGAGAUGGUUUACAAGCUGUGAAAGUUAAAACCAGCCCAGGGCAUUCAGCCUCUGAAGAAGAUAAAGCCAAAUCAUCAUCUGUGCAUGCAUCUCAAUCCUCUCCAAAGAAAAAGAAGAAGUCUUUUCGAAGAAAUGUGAUAGAGAUGGAGGCUGAAGGAUCCAUACCUGAAUUUAGAGGCGUGUCCGUUAAAUUCCCUGUUGUACACGAGACAGACCACGCAGCAGACGGUUCCUUGAAGCGAGAUGUUACUCCUCCUGAAGAUGAAGUUGCGGUCACAGAUUCGUCUGAUGCAAUGUCCCCACCCCCUUUGCCUCCAGAAAUGGAGCUUUGGUCAGAGGCGGGAGCAGCAGAAGCAGAGCUUGCUUUCUUGGAUCAGAUAUUGACUCUAGAAGAUUUGUCACGCUCUGGCAGUGAGCAGGACAGUGAAGGAGGAAGCUCACCAUUCUCCAAGCCACCAUCAUUGUCCACGGAAAUGUCAAAUCUGGACACAAAAUCCUCACAAAGUAAGGAAGGAUCAACAGAUAAUACGUCACAAGAGACACAUGACCACACCUAUUCUAUGAUGUCAACGGAAGGCCUAGGCCAGACCAACAUCGCCUUUUCAUCACUAGAGGAAUCUUCAGACACGGGCUCUGGUGGAAUACCUGAUUUGGAACCCAUGAACUUAAGUUCGUCGAUCAAUUCAACAGAAGCAAAUCCAGAGUCAGAACUUCAUUAUCCUCCACUUGGUUUGAAAGGGCGAACAGAAAGCAACGCAACACAUUUCAAACCAAAAGAUAGGCUACUCAAGCAACCAACUGAAGGUGAAGAUUCGGCAGAGAAUUUCAUUAAGCAAAGGAGGCCAGCUCCUCCUAUCCCUUCAAGACCUCCUGGUAAGACGAGUGGCGCCCCUCGAAAAUCACUUCCAGGGGGUAUACCUGUGCUUCCCUCUAAGCCUGAUGUUAAACUUAGAGCAACUUCUCCGCCACAAGAAUCAACGCAGAAACUCAAGAAAGAACAAGAAAGACUAUCGUCUCCAGUGAAGGAGAAGACAUCGAAGAAACUGUUCUCAAGAGGUCAUAAAGGUAAGGACAAAAAAGCUGAUCACGACCAUCUGCAAUCACCGGACACCUCAUUUGACGCCAAUCCUGUCGGACGUGAAAGAUCGCGAUCCUGGACCAAGAAGCUGUUUGGCUUUCGCAGUAGAAGUAGAAGCAAAAACCGAGAUAAGCCAAAGGAUAGAGAGAACAGGAGUCGAUCUGUGUCACCUCCAGGAGGAUUGUUUUCCAGAUCAAGGAGGUCCAGUCCACCUCUCCCUCCACCCACGACAAAAAAGGAUCCUUUGGGUAAACAAAAGAAAGAUGCUGGGAGAAAAGACCCGGUUUAUGAAGACGUUGAAAAACCAAUAUUCAAUGAAACCAAAUUUCUCUCACAAACAUUGCCAUCUACUUUUAAAUCAAGUGAUCUAUCCACACAGAUGAAAAACUAUGUAGAAAGAAACAACAACAACAAAUUUGGUGCGUUAGCAACAAAAGAUGAAGACAUGAGGACUGAAGUGGCGACAAAUGAAAUAAAUUUUCAACAAACUGAAGAUGGCAGUUCAAUAGAACAAGAUGAAUCUUGCAGUGAGAAUGCUGAUUUGGAUCAUGAAGAGAAGGAAUAUGAAAUUGAUAUUGAAGGUGUAAGUUUGUUCACUGACGAUGAUGAUGUGACGGAAUCUCAUGUUUAUGCGGGUGUGGAUACAUCCCUUGCAAACAGGCCACCUUCCCCGAAACGUGAAAAACAACCUAACACUAGCACCGUGAUAACAGCUGAAUAUGAGGAGCGUAAAGCCGUCAAAGAUAACUUGCCAACGAAAUCUCCUUAUAAACCUCCUGUUCCAAAAAAGCCCACUUUCCUGAAGUCUGUCGGUACCCACAGUAGACAACAACAAGAAACUAUGGACGAACUUAAACAGAAAAUUAGCAAAGAAAGAAUGGAAACGUCACCAUUAAUAACUGAGGAUCUUGACUCUGACACUGAAGGUAAAGCCAUUGAGGACAGUAACGUUUUGCUAUCGCCUGGUCCACCAAAUUUUAAGGCUGUACCACCUCCGCUGGCAGUACAAGCCAGUUCAAGCCUUGCUGAGAAGGACGACUAUAGUACAGCACCACAUUGUCCCAAUUCACCGGGCCCUCCUAGAUUCAAACCUCCCCCACCGCCUUUAUCUUUGAAGCCAGUUACUGUACAGAAUGUUACCACAGAAGAUGAAACAUCAGAUUCUCCCGUAUCCCCGGGUCCUCCUAAUUUUAAGCCAGCACCCCCGCCCAUAGAUUUGCUCGUUCAAAACAAGAGCAUCGAUUGUGGAAACGAAGACCUGCCAAGAACAACUGGUGCACCUACUGCCAAACCUUUACCUCCAAUUCCUGUUCUCGGUAAAAGUAAAAAACAAGAGGACGUAUUUCCAGCGGAACAGAGUGCUGCAGAGGACACUUAUGAUGUAGUUGCGCCAGCACUGCACAAUGAAGAGCCUCGAAAAACCAAACCGUUACCUCCAGUCCCUACUGACCUGAACCUGAACCUGAACCUGAACACUACUGGUAACGCCUACAAGCUUACAAUUUCAAGACAGAACGCUCAGGAAGUUGACAAAAAUGAAGAUUUUAAUAACCCUGAGAUAUGGGAACAAAACACUGAUCCAUCACCUUCACAAAUUCUCCUGAAUGAAUACAAUGAUUAUCCACAGUUGUCACAAGGAGCAGAACUAGUUUUUACACAGAAUGUCAGUCAUGAGGUGAAUGCACAUAGUACCGACGACUUCGAUAGUUCAGACGUUUCCUCUGAAUGGGAAGAUACUUGCAGUUCGACUCAAGAAUAUUCGGGCCAACCUUUGCCUGGUAAUAAAGUGGCUAGAAGUGCUAGUUUCUCUGCUGGAGACGUUCCUAUGCAGCGUCCCUCUAUUAUUGAUGAGGAGACGAAGCGAUCAACUCCUGUUACCAAGCGUCCCCCUCCUUUUUUCCGUAGAAGGUCGUCCUCUUUACCUCAGCUUCUUGCCGACUCACUCACAAGUGAAGCGUCUGGAGGAAAAGUUGGGCAGGCGGAUUACUGGCACACCGGAAACCUUCAGCAGCUUAUCGACAGCAGGAACCAGGAGGAGGAUGUUGAGGAAGGAGUACUAGAGGUGCAGGUGAGUAUCGCUGUUGUAAAGGUUCAAUUUGUCACAAAAAGUAAUCUUUGCUGUUACGUGGAUCGAAAUCUUAUUUUCAAAAAGUUAACAGGAAUGGAAGAAGGAGUGACAGGGUAAUGGAUGGAAGGAGUGAAUUUUGGGUCGAAACAACAACUCGAAAAUGGCUUUUAACCAUUUCCGAGUUUAAAGUAGGGAUUGGUUUAAGUAAUUUCUUUCUUGUGUUGUGAACGUGGAAAAUGCUUGGUGUGUGAUAAAGCAAAAUGUUUAAUGACGGACACUAACUUUGUUCAAUCUUUUAAAUCAGCAAUGCGAAGAUAGCUAAUUUAUUUAUUUUUCCUUGAUUACAGCUUCUUAAAGAACAGAAAUCUAUUGGCUUAAUGGUCGUGGGAGGUCUAGACACCCAUCUAGGCAUGCUGUAUAUAAAAAAUAUUCAGCCCAACUCUCCAGCCGCCAACUGCAACCGACUCAGAGUUGGAGACCAACUGUUACAGGUCAACGAUAAUUGUCUUGUGGGAGUAACUCAUAGUGAGGCUUUGAACAUUCUUAAGAACACACCACCCCUGGUGAAACUCACUGUGGCAAGAAAGAAGGAUAAUGGAAGUGAUAAUAUUGAACUAGUGGCAGAGGGAAGGCGUGUACCAGAUGCUGAAGAACCUAUCGUCUCCUCCGCCCGUGAAUCGAGCACAAUUUCAAAGACUGCGUCAGAUCUGCCCCUAAGCCCACCUCUUGACAGGGGCCAACGCCCUAAGUCAUUGAUAAGCCUUUCGUCCUUUGGGGCGUCAUUUAAUAAUGAUUCCUCUCCGGUCUCUCCAUGUGGUUCGUUUGAUGAUUCUGAUGACUACAUCCCCGCCUACAUGGAGCCAGAGAGCCCGACACUGACUCUUCGUCAGGAUGACGUUCCUGUGACUAUUAUUGAUGGUAUUCCUGGUGAGUAUGACUCCACGACAACCGAGGAUGAAGAGGAAGUCAAACCUGUCACUAAGAGCGUUACUUGGGCGGUCAGCAGUGACGACGCUAAGGUGUUUACCGUAGAACUCUUGAAAAAUGGCCGUGCAGGCUUGGGACUGAGUGUCACUGGGGGAGUGGACACACCUCAUGAUGACAUCAUGGUGAGUAUCAAUGUCGUUCCUAGUAUCACCCCUCUCAUCUCGCACUUUCUUGUUUCUUACUCGAAAACUUUUGUUGGCCAAUCUGAAUAACACGUUAACCUUUGUUCGUUGCUUCCUCAUGAACGCCUUGUUUAUUAUAAUUCUGUAUUCUCGCGUAUGGGUUUCUAAUUCCCCCUUAACAGCCUUAUCGUUCUCCUUCUUUUUUCCUUGGCACUUCUGGUUCUUCUUUUCCUACAGCACUCCUUCCUCUUCAUCUCCUUAUUUUUCUCGUUACUGUGUUCCCUUCCUCACGCCCGCCUUCUAUCGACCUUUUUCCUUACUCCACUCUUUUCUCUAUCUCCUUUUGCAGAGUGUGACACUUUACCGUCUUAAUUCAUUCCUUCCCUCUUCCGUUAUUCCCUGUCUCGGUGCGAGUGACGUGCUGGUGGGCGCCGGCUAGAGCUAGAGCUAGAGCUUGAGCUUAAAAAGCCUUGUCGUUGUCACUCUUUGUUACACGGUGGACUGUCAAUGAGAUUAUUAAAUUUUUUGAAACCUUAGAGUGCUUUAAGUUAGCUCUAUAAGCCAUGUGGUAAUAAAAUCGUGAGCUCUUUCCGACCGUCUCUUUUUUUUAGGUGCGGCAAAUUCUCUCCAACAGUGUCACAGCUGACAAUGGACAUAUCAAGAAGGGAGAUAUCCUAUUGUCUGUCAACGGCAAGUCCUUCAAAGGAUUGACAAAUUUAGAAGCCUUAACUCUUCUCAAAAACACUCCUGAGCGGGUUACUCUUGUAGUAAGCCGGCCAUUAGGACACAGACAACAAUCUAAAGCGAUGACUCUUCUUCGAAACAAAAGUCCUAACAAAGAAAUUACUUCUGAUUCCGAUGCUUGGCCUACGAAGGAAGAAUUGACUAAGAAGAAAAACAUGGCCAACUCAAACAAUACCACACCGCCAACUCUAGAGAAAAUUCCAUUAGAUGUGGUGAAACAUAAUGGAGAACACUCCACCUUCGAUCGUCUAAAGAAGAGAUUCUUCUCCAAUGGUGGACCGAUAAGACUGCAAAAAGUGCCUCAUGGGCCCUCUGUGACCGAAUUAACGCUCGAAAAGGGGGCCUCUGGAUUAGGGUUCUCUUUGGGUGGGGGUCAGGAUUCGCUCUAUGGUGAUGCUCCGAUUCAUGUGAGGUAUGUGUUCAAGGAAAGCGUGGCCGGGCGGAGUGGUGCUCUGAAGCCUGGGGACGAAAUCAUUGAAGUGAAUGGACAAAAGGUUGCAUACAUGGCGAAUGUGGAUGUACUUGAGCUGAUUAGAAAAUUGCCAUACGGACCCGUAGUUAUGAAGAUAAGACGGAAAUAACACAAGGCGUGGCUGUUAUUUAUUUACACAGCUGGCCAAUCGUACCACGAAUGCGGGAAAGGAUCAAACAAACCGCACGGUCAGAAAUUACAAGACGCGCCUAGUGCGCGAAAAGAGAAGAAUCCUUGUUCACAAUUGAACUCAACAACAUUAUUUAAUUGAUUGCCAAAAUUAAUCUGAAAUACCAUAAGUUUACCUCACCUCGCUUGCUGUUUGGUCCAGAAAACUCCCGCCAACCUCUCAAACAAUUAGAUUCAAAACGAAAACCAACUUGUUUUGCUCGUGUUUUAUUCGUGCUUUAUGCUGCACAUGCCUUCCACAAGGUUUAUGGCACUGUUCACCUUAAUCUGAUUGGUAGUUUUGAUAGCGUAUGAUUUGGUUCACCACACUCCAUUGAAAAGCAAUCUAUUUCAGAACCUGAUUGGCUGGGAAACGUUCUGGCUUUGAUUGAUUCCAGCAGUUCAGAUAUUUUUAACCAAACACUAAGCUUACCUAUAUCGCACCUAAGUGGGUGCAUAUGCACGUCGUUGCUGGUAGGUUGUUUGGGUGAAACGUUUUGCCGUGACAUUAGAGUAAGAGGUAAAAUUCUACUGCAUUUCGUACUGAAAAUCUAAUUGAUACAAAGUCAACAAUUUAUUUGUUUUACUGUAAUUUAAAUGUUGACUUUCGCUGAUUCCAAUUAAAAAUUUACCAUAUGAGAUUUUCGUAAUUUUUAUUGUCUUAACUACACGAUAGGACUAAUUUCAAUUGUAUAUACUUUCUGAGAGAAGCGCCCAACCAUAUGCAAUCAGAUGGAUACAUGUCAACGUGCUUUUGAAAGAAAAGGUAGCACUUUUUAUAUCAGCUUUCAAAGCAUUAGUUAUAAUUUAUUCGGACAAAAGUGUUACCUCGUUAUUUCAUCGGUCAUUUCAGUAAUAAUAUAAUCAGUGAGAGAGAAAUUUAUAUUAUGAUCAACUAAGGGUUUGUGCUGGGUACAAGCAUUUCAUCUGUGUCAAAUAUUGUACAUCUUAUCAAUGAAUAGCUGUAAAUAAAAUUAUUUAAUUUUUUUAGAUUUUGUACACGUGAUUAUGGUUGUAUUCCUUUAGGAGGCUGAUCUAGCCUGACAUCCUAACUGUGAUUCUUCCAGGAUGAGCAAGGGAAAAAUUUCCCUUGACGAAAGAGUUUUUCAUUCAGCCUGAGCUUAUCUCCCUUGCCAGGUUACCCC
Molecule: messenger RNA, 22826 nt
Organism: Pocillopora meandrina
Lineage: Eukaryota; Metazoa; Cnidaria; Anthozoa; Scleractinia; Pocilloporidae
Source: the annotation of a GenBank genome assembly